Molecule: messenger RNA, 1357 nt
Organism: Frankliniella occidentalis (western flower thrips)
Lineage: Eukaryota; Metazoa; Arthropoda; Insecta; Thysanoptera; Thripidae
Product: probable serine hydrolase
Exons: 2
Coding region: 174-1133 (319 amino acids)
Source: RefSeq, a predicted model, not a curated record
CUCCGGUUUGUUUAAGGAUUGCGCGUUGAAAGGAAUUGAACUAUGGACAUGAUCAGCAGACAGAACAAAAAUGACGCAAUCCUCUAAUCUCUCUAGUUCGCAUACUAAAUAAAAAACGUUCCUGUCUUCCAUAGACUCGCCUAUUUCGACUGCUGUUCUCUACUCGCGCACCGAUGUUUCGCUCGAGUCAUAAACUGUUUACCUCAUCCACCUCAGCGGUGCCUAGGAAUAACGUAAUGAGAUGGUCUCAUACAGAGGUGAAGAUACCUGUACCUUGGGGCCACAUUGCAGGAAAGUGGUGGAAUAAAGAUGGACAGAGACCUAUUCUUGCAGUUCAUGGCUGGCAAGACAAUGCUAAUUCAUUUGACCGUGUUGUGCCUCUGAUGUCCUCUAAGAUACCUGUGUUAGCGGUAGACCUACCAGGCCAUGGGCAUUCUUCUUAUUUUCCUGAGGGAUUUCCAUAUCAUCGCAUGACAGCUGUCAUGGCCAUGAAACUAACUGUGGAACACUUUGGCUGGCAGAAAGUUUCAUUGAUGGGACAUUCCUUAGGGGGACAGACGUGUUUGCUAUAUUCAACCAUAUUCCCUGAGCAAGUUGAUUCUUUAGCAAUGUUAGACAUUUUAGCACCCAUACCUCUAAAUGCAUCAAGAUUUGUGCAAAGUGGAGGUAAGGGUAUUGAUGAAUUUCUGAAGUGGGAUAUGCAGAAACAUGAUACUGCUCCAACCCACACUUAUGAAGAACUUGUUGAUAUGAUUAAAAAAUCACCUAUUUCUCCUGUAUCUGAAGUAGCUGCGAAGGUAUUAGUAGAGAGAGGUGCUAUGAAAUGUGAUAAUGGCAAGUUCCGGUGGACAAGAGACCCAAAAUUAAAAGGACUUCCGUUAGCUGGGUGGGCUGAGCGCGACAUUUUCAAGUUUUGUGAAGAGAUAAAAACCAAUGUCUUAUGUAUAAAAGCAGAGUCAUCUUCAUAUUUUACAAAAAAAGAAUUCUUUGAUGAAUGCUGGUCUAUUAUAAAAAGAGUUGCUAAGACAUCUGAUUUAAGGUAUACAUGCGGAGGUCAUGAUUUUCACCUCGAGCACCCUGAAAUUGUAGCUCCGAUCUUGGAUGAUUUCUUCACAAAAUACUAUGACAAGUAAUACUUUCGUGACUAGGGAACAAAGCUAUGAUGUACAAAUUUUGAAUUUUUACAAUCUUUAUUACAUAAAAUUGGGUAAAAAAUUUAAUAAAGAAAGACUCCUCAGUAUUUUUCAAGCAACAUUGUGAGAAGAUUACUUAUUUAUUUUAUGUAAAAAAAAUAGUAUUAUAAUUGUAAGUUACAACUUAAAAAUAUAACUAGAAAAUAAAUGGAAAAGACAUUGGA